Salvelinus sp. IW2-2015 is the source of this 1170-nucleotide messenger RNA. RefSeq lists its product as uncharacterized. Lineage: Eukaryota; Metazoa; Chordata; Actinopteri; Salmoniformes; Salmonidae. The record is from RefSeq and is a predicted model, not a curated record.
UCUGCCUUCGUUGGAACGGUGCAGACGGACUCUGCCUUCGUUGGAACGGUGCAGACGGACUCUGCCUUCGUUGGAACGGUGCAGACGGAUUCUGCCUUCGUUGGAACGGUGCAGACGGAUUCUGCCAGGGCAGAAACCCUGCAGAAUGAAAUUGUCCAGUCAAACUUCAAUGAGACUGAAACCGUGCAGACGGACCCUGUCCUGACUGAACCAGUUUAUGCAGUCCAGACAGACACUGUGCAGAUGGAACCAGUCCACAGUGAAACUGUCCUUCCCGGCAUUGUGCAGACUGCGACUCUGCAGAGGGACCUAGCCCUAACUGACAGCACAGAGAUUAUUCAGACAGACAUGUCAACCACCAAUGAGGUAUCCACAAAUGACACUGUCAAUGUGGUCAGUGUCCCCAGCUGCACUCAGGAAGUUGAACUUGACCUCACCCUUGACCUCAGCAAUGAUUUCUGCUCUCAGAUAGUGGAGGAAGAUGACAAUAUAGCUGACAAUAUGGCUGAUUUUGAUGUCAGUGCUGCUGACAGUAUUGAAGAGACUGGGUGCCAGGCGUCUGUUGGGCUUAAUAGCAGAUUUCCGCAGGUGUCUUUGCUUUGGAUGCCCAUCCUUGACGCCCAUGUUAGCGUCCCGCCAGCCCGCUUCCGCCUCCUCCCAGGGGUCAAAGGGCAGCAAACGGUCGUUCAGGUGAUCCAGACGGAUGCGCCGCAACCAGAGUCUCCUUGCUCCUCCAUGUCGAGCCCAGACAGUCUGAGGAGCACCCACCAGCUACGCCCCCUCCUGGCCAGGAGGAAACACUGCACAGCAUGUAGGAUGUCAGGGAAUCUCACCCUGUGUGUCGUGUGUGGACGGCGCUUCCACAGGGAGUGUCACAUUCCACCCAUCUAUUCCUUAUCAACUGAGAGCUGGCAGUGUAUGCUGUGCCGGGACCUCUCUGAUCUGGCGUUGCUGCAGGACUACAGUGGGACCGACGGGGAACUGUGUAUGAGCCCUCCUGACCAAAUGACAGUGCAGCGUUGUCCUCUACAGACCAGCCAAGCUCUCUUCCCGGUCUUCUCACUACAUUGACAUCACCAUGAUACGGGGACGGUUGCUACGGAAACUGGUCCCCCCUUAGUGCACCCCGUCGGAAUUUGUGUCCGAUAUCUGGCUUCUCCUCCACACACU